AUGGGGACGGUUCUUCAUGCGGCGGGCCCGUCUGAAGGCAAAAAGAGCCGGAAUCUCGUCCCAAGCCUAUUCUCCCGUUUUCCAUCUCCCCGCCCCAUUCUCCCGCUUUCCAUCACCCCGCUCCAUUCUCCCGCUUUCCAUCACCCCGCCCCAUUCUCCCUCUUUCGAUCGCCCCACCCCAUUCUCCCUCCUUCCAUCACCCCGCCCCAUUCUCCCUCCUUCCAUCACCCCGCCCCAUUCUCCCUCCUUCCAUCACCCCGCCCCAUUCUCCCGCUUUCCAUCACCCCGCCCCAUUCUCCCGCUUUCCAUCACCCCGCCCCAAUCUCCCGCUUUCCAUCACCCCGCCCCAUUCUCCCGCUUUCCAUCACCCCGCCCCAGUCUCCUGCUUUCCAUCACCCUGCCCCAUUCACCCGCUUUCCGUCACCCCGCCCCAUUCUCCCGCUAUCCAUCACCCCGCCCCAUUCUCCCGCUUUCCAUCACCCUGCCCCAUUCUCCCGCUUUCCAUCACCCCGCCCCAUUCUCCCGCUUUCCAUCACCCCGCCUCAUUCUCCCGCUUCCCAUCAUCCCGACCCAUUCCCCCGCUUUCCAUCACCUCUCCCUCCUUCCAUCACCCCGCCCCAUUCUCCCGCUUUCCAUCACCCCGCCGCAUUCUCCCGCUUUCCAUCACCUCGCCCCAUUCUCCCGCUUUCCAUCACCCAGCCCCAUUCUUCCGCUUUCCAUCACCCCGCCCCAUUCACCCGCUUUCCAUCACCCCACCCCAUUCUCCCGCUUUCUAUCACCCCGCCCCAUUCUCCCGCUUUCCAUCACCCCACCCCAUUCUCCCGCUUUCAAUCACCCCGCCCCAUUCUCCCGCUUUCCAUCACCCCACCCCAUUCUCCCGCUUUCCAUCACCCCUUCCCAUUCUCCCGCUUUCCAUCACCCCGCCCCAUUCUCCCGCUUUCCAUCACCCCGCCCCAUUCUCCCGCUUCCCAUCACCCCGCCCCAUUCUCCCGCUUUCCAUCACCCUGCCCCAUUCUCCCGCUUUCCAUCACCCCGCCCCAUUCUCCCUCCUUCCAUCACCCCGCCUCAUUCUCCCUCCUUCCAUCACCCCGCCCCAUUCUCCCGCUUUCCAUUACCCCGCCCCAUUCUCCCUCUUUCCAUCACCCCGCCCCAUUCUCCCUCUUUCCAUCACCCCGCCCCAUUCUUCCGCUUCCCAUCAUCCCGCCCCAUUCCCCCGCUUUCCAUCACCCCUCCCCAUUCUCCCUCCUUCCAUCACCCCGCCCCAUUCUCCCGCUUUCCAUUACCACGCCCCAUUCUCCCGCUUUCCAUCACCCCGCCCCAUUCUCCCGCUUUCCAUCACCCCGCCCCAUUCUCCCGCUUCCCAUCAUCCCGCCCCAUUCCCCCGCUUUCCAUCACCCCUCCCCAUUCUCCCUCCUUCCAUCACCCCGCCCCAUUCUCCCGCUUUCCAUCACCCGCCCCAUUCUCCCGCUUUCCAUCACCUCGCCCCAUUCUCCCGCUUUCCAUCACCUCGCCCCAUUCUUCUGCUUUCCAUCACCCCGCCCCAUUCUCCCGCUUUCAAUCACCCCGCCCCAUUCACCCGCAUUCCAUAACCCGCCCCAUUCUCCCGCUUUCCAUCACCCCGCCCCGUUCUCCCGCUUUACCUCACCCCGCCCCAUCCUCCCGCUUUUCAUCACCCCGCCCCAUUCUCCCGCUUUCCAACACCCCGCCCCCCCCAUUCUUGCGCUUUCCAUCACCCCGCCCCAUUUUCCCGCUUUCCAUCACCCCGCCCCAUUCUCCCGCUUUCCAUCAACCUGCCCCAAUCUCCCGCUUUCCAUCACCCCGCCCCAUUCUCCCUCCUUCCAUCACCCCGCCCCAUUCUCCCUCCUUCCAUCACCCCGCCCCAUUCUCCCGCUUUCCAUAACCCCGCCCCAUUCUCCCUCCUUUCAUCACCCGCCCCAUUCUCGCUCCUUCCAUCACCCCGCCCCAUUCUCCCUCCUUCCAUCACCCCGCCCCAUUCUCCCACUUUCCAUCGGCCCGCCCCAUUCUCCCGCUUUCCAUCACCCCGCCCCAUUCUCCCGCUUUCCAUCACCCCGCCCCAUUCUCCCGCUUUCCAUCAGCCCACCCCAUUCUCCCGCUUUCCAUCACCCCGCCCCAUUCUCCCGCUUUCCAUCACCCUGCCCCAUUCUCCCUCCUUCCAUCACCCCGCCUCAUUCUACCUCCUUCCAUCACCCCGCCCCAUUCUCCCGCUUUCCAUCACCUCGCCCCAUUCUCCCGCUUUCCAUCACCCCGCCCCAUUCCUCUGCUUUUGAUCACCCCACCCCAUUCUCCCGCUUUCCAUCACCCCGCCCCAUUCACCCGCUUUCCAUCACCCGCCCCAUUCGCCCGCUUUCCAUCACCCCGCCCCAGUCUCCCGCUUUCCAUCACCCCGCCCCAUUCUCCCGCUUUUCAACACCCCGCCCCAUUCUCCCGCUUUCCAUCACCUCGCCCCAUUCUCCCUCCUUCCAUCACUCCGCCCCAUUCUCCCGCUUUCCAUCACCCCGCCCCAUUCACCCGCUUUCCAUCACCCGCCCCAUUCGCCCGCUUUCCAUCACCCCGCCCCAGUCUCCCGCUUUCCAUCACCCCGCCCCAUUCUCCCACUUUCCAUCGGCCCGCCCCAUUCUCCCGCUUUCCAUCACCCCGCCCCAUUCUCCCGCUUUCCAUCAUCCCGCCCCAUUCUCCCGCUUUCCAUCAGCCCACCCCAUUCUCCCGCUUUCCAUCACCCCGCCCCAUUCUCCCGCUUUCCAUCACCCUGCCCCAUUCUCCCUCCUUCCAUCACCCCGCCUCAUUCUACCUCCUUCCAUCACCCCGCCCCAUUCUCCCGCUUUCCAUCACCUCGCCCCAUUCUCCCGCUUUCCAUCACCCCGCCCCAUUCCUCUGCUUUUGAUCACCCCACCCCAUUCUCCCGCUUUCCAUCACCCCGCCCCAUUCACCCGCUUUCCAUCACCCGCCCCAUUCGCCCGCUUUCCAUCACCCCGCCCCAGUCUCCCGCUUUCCAUCACCCCGCCCCAUUCUCCCGCUUUUCAACACCCCGCCCCAUUCUCCCGCUUUCCAUCACCUCGCCCCAUUCUCCCUCCUUCCAUCACUCCGCCCCAUUCUCCCGCUUUCCAUCACCCCGCCCCAUUCUCCCGCUUUCCAUCACCCCGCCCCAUUCUCCCGCUUUCCUUCACCUCGCCCCAUUCACCCGCUUUCCAUCACCCGCCCCAUUCUCCCACUUUCCAUCACCCCGCCCCAUUCUCCCGCUUUUCAUCACCCCGCCCCAUUCUCCCGCUUUCCAUCACCCCGCCCCAUUCUCCCGCUUUCCAUCACUCCGCCCCAUUCUCCCGCUUUCCCUCACCCCGCCCCAUUCUCCCGCUUUCCAUCACCCCGCCCCAUUCUCCCUCCUUCCAUCGCCCCGCCUCAUUCUCCCGCUUCCCAUCAUCCCGCCCCAUUCCCCCGCUUUCCAUCACCUCUCCCUCCUUCCAUCACCCUGCCCCAUUCUCCCGCUUUCCAUCACCCCACCCCAUUCUCCCGCUUUCUAUCACCCCACCCCAUUCUCCCGCUUUCCAUCACCCCGCCCCAUUGUCCCGCUUUCCAUCACCCCGCCCCAUUGUCCCGCUUUCCAUCACCCCGCCCCAUUCUCCCACUUUCCAUCACCCCAGCCUAUUCUCCCGCUUUCCAUCUCCCCGCCCCAUUCUCCCGCUUUCCAUCACCCCGCUCCAUUCUCCCGCUUUCCAUCACCCCGCCCCAUUCUCCCUCUUUCGAUCGCCCCACCCCAUUCUCCCUCCUUCCAUCACCCCGCCCCAUUCUCCCUCCUUCCAUCACCCCGCCCCAUUCUCCCUCCUUCCAUCACCCCGCCCCAUUCUCCCGCUUUCCAUCACCCCGCCCCAUUCUCCAGCUUUCCAUCACCCCGCCCCAAUCUCCCGCUUUCCAUCACCCCGCCCCAUUCUCCCGCUUUCCAUCACCCUGCCCCAGUCUCCUGCUUUCCAUCACCCUGCCCCAUUCACCCGCUUUCCGUCACCCCGCCCCAUUCUCCCGCUUUCCAUCACCCCGCCCCAUUCUCCCGCUUUCCAUGACCCUGCCCCAUUCUCCCGCUUUCCAUCACCCCGCCCCAUUCUCCCGCUUUCCAUCACCCCGCCUCAUUCUCCCGCUUCCCAUCAUCCCGCCCCAUUCCCCCGCUUUCCAUCACCUCUCCCUCCUUCCAUCACCCCGCCCCAUUCUCCCGCUUUCCAUCACCCCGCCGCAUUCUCCCGCUUUCCAUCACCUCGCCCCAUUCUCCCGCUUUCCAUCACCCAGCCCCAUUCUUCCGCUUUCCAUCACCCCGCCCCAUUCACCCGCUUUCCAUCACCCCACCCCAUUCUCCCGCUUUCUAUCACCCCGCCCCAUUCUCCCGCUUUCCAUCACCCCGCCCCAUUCUCCCGCUUUCAAUCACCCCGCCCCAUUCUCCCGCUUUCCAUCACCCCACCCCAUUCUCCCGCUUUCCAUCACCCCCUUUCCAUCACCCUGCCCCAUUCUCCCGCUUUCCAUCACCUUGCCCCAUUCUCCCGCUAUCCAUCACCCCGCCCCAUUCUCCCUCCUUCCAUCACCCCGCCCCAUUCUCCCUCCUUCCAUCAACCCGCCCCAUUCUCCCUCCUUCCAUCACCCCGCCCCAUUCUCCCUCCUUCCAUUACCCCACCCCAUUCUCCCGCUUUACAUCAGCCCGCCCCAUUCUCCCGCUUUCCAUCACCCCGCCCCAUUCUCCCGCUUUCCAUCACCUCACCCCAUUCUCCCGCUUUACAUCACCCCGCCCCAUUCUCCCGCUUUCCAUCACCCCGCCCCAUUCUCCCGCUUUCCAUCACCUCGCCUUAUUUUCCCGCUUUUUAUCACCCCGCCGUAAUUCUCCCGCUUUCCAUCACCCCGCCUGAUUCUCCCUCCUUCCAUCACCCCACACCAUUCUCCCGCUUUCCAUCACCCCGCCCCAUUCUCCUGCUUUCCCCGCCCCAUUCUCCUGCUUUCCAUCACCCCUCCCCAUUCUCCCGCUUUCCAUCACCCCACCCCAUUCUCCCGCUUUCCAUCACCCCGCCCCAUUCUCCCUCCUUCCAUGACCCCGCCCCAUUUUCCCUCCUUCCAUCACCCCGCCCAAUUCUCCUGCUUUCCAUCACCCCGCCCCAUUCUCCCGCUAUCCAUCACCCCGCCCCAUUCUCCCUCCUUCCAUCACCACGCCCCAUUCUCCCUCCUUCCAUGACCCCGCCCCAUUCUCCCUCCUUCCAUCACCCCGCCCCAUUCUCCCUCCUUCCAUCACCCCUGCCCCAUUCUCCCGCUUUCCAUCACCCCGCCCCAUUCUCCCGAUUUCCAUCACCCCGCCCCAUUCACCCGCUUUCUAUCACCCCGCCCCAUUCUCCCGCUUUCCAUCACCCCGCCCCAUUCUCCCGCUUUCCAUCACCCCGCCCCAUUCUCCCGCUUUCCAUCACCCUGCCCCAUUCUCCCGCUUUCCAUCACCCCGCCUCAUUCUCCCGCUUCCCAUCAUCCCGCCCCAUUCCCCCGCUUUCCAUCACCUCUCCCUCCUUCCAUCACCCCGCCCCAUUCUCCCGCUUUCUAUCACCCGUCCCCAUUCUCCCUCCUUCCAUCACCCCGCCCCAUUCUCCCACUUUCCAUCACCCCGCCCCAUUCUCCCGCUUUCCAUCACCUCGCCCCAUUCUCCCGCUUUUUAUCACCCCGCCCCAUUCUCCCGCUUUCCAUCACCCCGCCCGAUUCUCCCUCCUUCCAUCACCCCACACAAUUAUCCCGCUUUCCAUCACUUCGCCCCAUUCUCCUGCUUUCCAUCACCCCUCCCCAUUCUCCCGCUUUCCAUCACCCCGCCCCAUUCUCCCGCUUUCCAUCACCCCGCCCCAUUCUCCCGCUUUCCAUCACCCCGCCCCAUUCUCCCGCUUUCCCUCACCCCGCCCCAUUCUCCAGCUUUCCAUCACCCCGCCCCAUUCUCCCGCUUCCCAUCAACCCGACCCAUUCUCCCGCUUUCUAUCACCCGUCCCCAUUCUUCCUCCUUCCAUCACCCCGCCCCAUUCUCCUGCUUUCCAUCACCCCGCCCCAUUCUCCCGCUUUCCAUCACCUUGCCCCAUUCUCCCACUUUUUAUCACCCCGCCCCAUUCUCCCGCUUUCCAUCGCCCCGCCCGAUUCUCCCUCCUUCCAUCACCCCACACCAUUCUCCCGCAUUCUAUCACCCCGUCCCAUUCUCCUGCUUUCCAUCACCCCGCCCCAUUCUCUUGCUUACUAUCAACCCGCCCCAUUCUCCCGCUUUCCAUCAUCCGUCCCCAUUCUCCCUCCUUCCAUCACCCCGCCCCAUUCUCCCGCUUUCCAUCACCCCGCCCCAUUCUCCCCCUUUCCAUCACCUCGCCCCAUUCUCCUGCUUUUUAUCACCCCACCCCAUUCUUCCGCUUUCCAUCACCCCGCCCCAUUCUCCUGCUUUCCAUCACCCCUCCCCAUUCUCCCGCUUUCCAUCACCCCGCCCCAUUCUCCCGCUUUCCAUCACCCCGCCCCAUUCUCCCGCUUUCCAUCACCCCGCCCCAUUCUCCCGCUUUCCCUCACCCCGCCCCAUUCUCCAGCUUUCCAUCACCGCGCCCUAUUCUGCCGCUUCCCAUCAACCCGCCCCAUUCUCCCGCUUUCUAUCACCCGUCCCCAUUCUAUCUCCUUCCAUCACCGCGCCCCAUUCUCCCGCUUUCCAUCACCCCGCCCCAUUCUCCCGCUUUCCAUCACCUCGCCCCAUUCUCCCGCUUUUUAUCACCCCGCCCCAUUCUCCCGCUUUCCAUCGCCCCGCCCCAUUCUCCCUCUUUCCAUCACCCCGCCCCAUUCUCCCUCUUUCCAUUACCCCGCCCCAUUCUCCUGCUUUCCAUCACCCCGCCCCAUUCUCCCUCUUUCCAUCACCCCGCCCCAUUCUCCCGCUUUCUAUCACCCCACCCCAUUCUCCCGCUUUCCGUCACCCCGCCCCAUUCUCCCUCUUUCCAUCACCCCGCCCCAAUCUCCCGCCUUUCAUCACCCCACCCCAUUCUCCCGCUUUCCAUCACCCUGCCCAAUUCUCCCUCUUUCCAUCACCCCGCCCCAUUCCCGCCUUCCAUCACCCCGCCCCAUUCUCCCUCUUUCCAUCACCCCGCCCCAUUCUCACGCUUUCCAUCACCCCGCCCCAUUUUCCCUCUUUCCAUCACAACGCCCCAUACUCCCGCGUUCCAUCACCCCGCCCCAUUCUCCCUCUAUCCAUCACCCCGCCCAAUUCUCCCACUUUCCAUCACCCCGUCCCAUUCUCCCGUUUUCCAUCACCCCGCCCCAUUCUCUCGCUUUCCAUCACCCCGCCUUAUUCUCCCGCUUUCCAUCACCCCGCCCCAUCCUAACGAUUUCCAUCACCCCGCCCCAUUCUCCCGCUUUCCAUCACCCCGCCCCAUUCUCCCACUUUCCAUCACCCCGCCCCAUUCUCCCGCUUUCCAACACCCUGACCCAUUCUCCCGCUUUCCUUCACCCCGCACCAUUCUCCCUCUUUCCAUCACCCCGCCCCAUUCUCCCUCUUUCCAUCACCCCGCCCCAUUCUCCCGCUUUCCAUCACCCCGCGCCAUUUUCCCUCUUUCCAUCACCCCGCCCCAUUCUCCCGCUUUCCAUCACCCUGCCCCAUUCUCCCGCUUUCCAUCACCCCGCUCCAUUGUCCCGCUUUCCAUCACCCCGCCCAAUUCUCCCUCUUUCCAUCACCCCUCCCCAUUCUCCCUCUUUCCAUCACCCCGCCCCAUUCUCCCGCUUUCCAUCACCCCGCCCCAUUCUCCCUCUUUCCAUCACCCCGCCCCAUUCUCCCUCUUUCCAUUACCCCGCCCCAUUCUCCUGCUUUCCAUCACCCCGCCCCAUUCUCCCUCUUUCCAUCACCCCGCCCCAUUCUCCCGCUUUCUAUCACCCCACCCCAUUCUCCCGCUUUCCAUCACCCCGUCCCGUUCUCCCUCUUUCCAUCACCCCGCCCCAUUCUCCCGCCUUUCAUCACCCCGCCCCAUUCUCCCGCAUUCCAUCACCCCGCCCCAUUCUCCCGCCUUCCAUCACCCUGCCCCAUUCUCCCUCUUUCCAUCACCCCGCCCCAUUCUCACGCUUUCCAUCACCCCGCCCCAUUCUCCCUCUUUCCAUCACCCGCCCCAUUCUCCCGCUUUCCAUCACCCCGCCCCAUUCUCCCUCUAUCCAUCACCCCUCCCAAUUCUCCCACUUUCCAUCACCCCGUCCCAUUCUCCCGUUUUCCAUCACCCCGCCCCAUUCUCUCGCUUUCCAUCACCCCGCCUUAUUCUCCCACUUUCCAUCACCCCGCCCCAUUCUCCCGAUUUCCAUCACCCCGCCCCAUUCUCCCGCUUUCCAUCACCUCGCCCCAUUCUUCCGCUUUCCAUCACCCCGCCCCAUUCUCCCGCUUUCCAACACCUCGCCCCAUUCUCCCGCUUUCCAUCACCCCGCCCCAUUCUCACUCUUUCCAUCACCCCGCCCCAUUCUCCCUCUUUUCAUCACCCCGCCCCAUUCUCCCGCUUUCCAUCACCCCGCCCCAUUCUCCCUCUUUCCAUAACCCCGCCCCAUUCUCCCGCUUUCCAUCACCCCGCCCCAUUCUCCCUCUUUCCAUCACCCCGCCCCAUUCUCCCUCUUUCCAUCACCCCGCCCCAUUCUCCCGCUUUCCAUCACCCCGCCCCAUUCUCCCUCUUUCCAUAA
Closterium sp. NIES-65 is the source of this 8679-nucleotide messenger RNA. Lineage: Eukaryota; Viridiplantae; Streptophyta; Zygnematophyceae; Desmidiales; Closteriaceae. The record is from the annotation of a GenBank genome assembly.